Molecule: messenger RNA, 2045 nt
Organism: Siniperca chuatsi (mandarin fish)
Lineage: Eukaryota; Metazoa; Chordata; Actinopteri; Centrarchiformes; Sinipercidae
Gene: rgp1
Product: GP1 homolog, RAB6A GEF complex partner 1
Exons: 9
Coding region: 325-1485 (386 amino acids)
Biological process (GO): retrograde transport, endosome to Golgi
Cellular component (GO): Ric1-Rgp1 guanyl-nucleotide exchange factor complex; Golgi membrane
Source: RefSeq, a predicted model, not a curated record
CUUUAGGAUGUUUUUUCCCCCUUUGGUUCGUGAUUGGUCGUACAACAGCGGAUACAGAGUAUCUACAAAUAGAUUUUGUGUUUACUGUAGCUGGAAUGCUAGCUAUCUAUAGCUAGAUAAGCUAUGCCUAGUUCUUCUGGAAAGACAGUCAAAUUUUGUAUUAUUUUAUACAAGAAGUAAGUUUAGGUGCGCCUUGGCAAGACAACGUAAUUGUCUUUUCGAUUGAGGCCAAGGUAUGUUUUUCAAUUCCCCUUAAAACAGCAGCCAUUAGCAAACAAGACCAAACAAGUUAACUUCUGUCUGCAGCCUGACUAGCGUGUAGAGAUGAUCGAGGUUGUGGCCUCCAUGGCCCGAGGCCCUGUGUUUCUCGCCGGGGAGCUCAUGGAGUGUCUCAUAACUUUCACCAACCCGAUGUCCCAUCUCUCCACUUCUGCCAGCAGUGAGAUGCUGGCAUGGGCCAGUGCCCAGAUCCACUGCCAGUUUCAUGCCAGUGAGAGCAGAGUGGCCCUGCCGGCCCAGGGAAACAAACAGGACGUCCAGGCUGAGAGCGACACAGUGCUUAUUCCAAGCAGAGGAGAGCGAGGGCAGUGUGUGCUGGACACACCACCUAAGAUAUUAUUCUGUGACCUGCGCCUGGACCCCGGGGAGAGCAAAACCUAUUCAUACAGUGAGAUCGUACCCAUAGAUGGUCCUCCUAGUUUCCGUGGUCAGGCGGUGAAGUACGUCUACAAACUGACCAUCGGUUGCCAGAGAGUCAACUCUCCUAUCAAACUACUCAGAGUUCCCUUCAGAGUGCUGGUUCUGCAAGGCAUGCCAGAGCCUCCUUUUCCCCAGGAUGAGGAGGUUUCCCCCUCCAACCCGUUCCUGGAGGAAGAGGAAGCGAGCCGCAGGGAUGCUCGGCCUUUGGAGAGAGCACUGGACAUGCUGAUGGUCACCACCUCAAGACGCUGCCCCCACAUGUUUAAUAUCACCAAUAUGCGUGGGAAAGUGGCAAAGUUCUGCAUCUUCAAGACUGUAUACAGACUCGGGGAGGACAUCAUCGGCACAUUCAACUUCUCAGAGGGCAACAUUCCCUGCUUGCAGUAUUCAGUGAGCCUUCAGAAUGAGGAGGAGAUCCAGCAGCAGUACCAGCGGCGUCCCGGACAGGCUGUCAGUGUGACUGGACACGGACGACACCUCGAGUCCUGCCUCCACACCGCCUCCAGCCACUUCUCUCUCCCCAUCCCCCUCAACGUCACCCCGGGUUUCAGCACAGACAUAGUGAUCCUGAGGUGGCGCCUGCACUUUGAAUUCGUCACUGCCCGGGAGCCCAUGGAACCACCCACAGUUCUGCAGAACCAAUCAGAGGUCACGGUUUGGGCCGGGGCGGAGCAUGUUGACGUGGAUACCUUCAGCUGGGAUCUGCCAAUCAAAGUCCUGCCUACCAAUCCGGCCUUGGCAUCCUACAUGUCCCACUUUACAGGGACCAACAGCAUUAAUAUUUGACUUUUGAAGGGGGGAGUGCGAGUGUGAGAUUGUGAACGAGUUUAUAUUGUGUAUCUGAGGGGAUCAAUGGAUGUGUGUGUGUGUGUGUGUGUGUGUGUGUGUGUGUGUGUGUGUGUGUGUGUGUGUGCUGAGAGAGCGAGAGACACUGUUUUUUUCUUUCCAGAUGAGAGAUGUUAGCACAGAAGUGCACAUUUCAGGAACAAAGAAGCAUUUUUUUUGUUGUUGUUUCCAUUGUAUAUUCAGAGCCAGUUAUAUGUAAAGUAUGCAACCUAUGUUUUGCCUUUUUCAUUGCUUCUUAACUUUAAAUGCAUCUUCCUUUUUGAAAGAUCCACAUAUAUUGACCUUCUGAAGUGCAACUAUCUCUGUGAUUGCUGUGCGUUUCUGUAUUUAUUUCAUUUUUGACUAUUCAGUCGCACACUUGUUCUUUUUCAUUUUAUGAAAAAAUUGUUAUUCAAAAUAUUUCUACUGUUUAACUGUUAUUCUUUCACCUUGAGCAAAGGCUGUAUUGAGAUGUAAAUACUACAAGAUAAAAAUGUAUUAAAAUUGUGAUUUAAAUUUGA